Schistocerca gregaria is the source of this 676-nucleotide messenger RNA. RefSeq lists its product as uncharacterized. Gene Ontology annotation, molecular function: calcium ion binding. The transcript is spliced from 5 exons. Gene Ontology annotation, cellular component: cytoplasm. NCBI's taxonomy places the organism in Eukaryota, Metazoa, Arthropoda, Insecta, Orthoptera, Acrididae. Bases 1 to 513 code for a protein of 170 amino acids. The record is from RefSeq and is a predicted model, not a curated record.
AUGAUCAUCUAUCAAGAUAUAAUUACAGGCGAUGAAGUGUUUUCGGAUUCCUAUACCAAGAGAGUCGAAGACGAUGUCGUUUACGUCGUAGAGACUAAGGACAUCACUGUUACUGAAGGGACAUAUGUCGACGCGAAUGUCGAUGAGGAUGCAGCAGAAGGGGCCACGUCAGACGCUCUUGACACUAUUUCCGAAACUGUCAACAAUCUUGAACAUGGUUACAACUUGGUAAAAACGAUCUUUAACAAAAAAAACUAUUUGGCCUAUCUAAAAAAAUACAUGGCCGCCGUCAAGGCUCACUUGGAGAAAACCAAUCCAGAUCGUGUCAAUCCAUUUAUGCAGGGUGCGCGAGAAUUUACGAAGAAAAUCAUGAGCAAUUUUGACGAGUACACUUUUUACACUACUGAGUCUAUGGAUCCGGAUGGUAUUGUUCUAUUGAAAUUUUGGCCAAAUGGAGAGAAUACUCCAUAUUUUUACAUUUGGAAAGAUGGUCUUACUGAACGUGCUGUCUAGCUUACCAGAUCGGUCAAAACAAAAUAACUAUAAAUUUGAGAGCAAAAAUUAGAUCUGCAAAUGGAUUUUGUGACGUACUGUUCGUCCUCUUUUUCUUAUUUAUAAAAGAGACGUGUGCCACGUGUACCUAGUCUUACUUAAUAAAGAGAAGGGAUAUAUUUUA